This is a messenger RNA of Esox lucius (northern pike), 1704 nucleotides long. RefSeq names its product proepiregulin. The transcript has 5 exons. Lineage: Eukaryota; Metazoa; Chordata; Actinopteri; Esociformes; Esocidae. Gene Ontology annotation, biological process: positive regulation of cell population proliferation; epidermal growth factor receptor signaling pathway; positive regulation of mitotic nuclear division. The coding region runs from base 58 to 639 and encodes 193 amino acids. The record is from RefSeq and is a predicted model, not a curated record.
GGGUCUUUGUUCGGACUGUAUUUAACAAUAUACCGGUAUACCUGUACUCCCACAGAGAUGGUUUCCUGCAUGACUCACUUAAAUGCUGUCCUUAAUCUCCAGAUCACUCUCCAUCUCCGUCUGCACAGAACGAUGAGGAACACACAAUCUUCCGUCCUGCUCGCAUUUAUCGGUCUGUUGCUGGUCGUAAAUGGUGUUCACGCUACUGGUCUGUCAUCCUCCACACAGCAAGUCACACAGCGGGUCCCAACCAGCCAGCCCUUGUCCCCCUGCAAGACGGGAACAUGCCCAAAGAGUGGGGAGGAGCAAACACGUCCCUGGACUCGGAUUGGGAGGGGGAUGUUCCAGAAGUGUGACUCCAGCCAGGAGAGCUACUGUCUGAAUGGAGAGUGUUUCCUGGUGCCUGACAUCAACGAACACCACUGCAGGUGUGACAAGGGAUACUAUGGCCCCAGGUGUGCUCAUCUGGAGAUGGUUUUUCAGCCAAUGAGAGAAGAGCAUGUCAUCUUAAUGGUGGUGUUUGUUGGACUAUUGGUUGUGGGCAUCACUGGAGCUGUUUACUUCUUCUGCCAAUGGUACAGGAGGAGUAGGUGUCCUACUCAACAGACCAAGCAGCUGUACCAGGUGCCAACAGCAUGAUGAGGAGGUGCCAACAGCAUGAUGAGGAGGUGCCAACAGUGUGACGAGGAGGUGCCAACAGUGUGAUGUGUGCAGUCUUACCAGUGACACAUAAGAAUUGAAACAACUCACACUUAACAGCAACUGAUAAGCAUUUCAGUGGCAAUCGUGAUGCUACUGGCACCCUCUUCAAGCAUCCACACUGCCCAGACAGACAGACAGGCUCUUCAUUGUACCGGUUCAGGAAUGUGUGUACGUGUGGUCUAUCUGUCUAAGUACCUGAGUUAGUUAAGAGUUAGGGGAAAUUGUUUUUGUUAACGGUACUCUGUUGUCAGUCAUCUCAAGAAUUGUAGCUCCAGGCUCACCUUGUGUUAUUGUCUUUGCCUCUGACAUUAGAUUUUUACACCCUGCAUUUGGAUGUGAUGAUUUAAAAUUCCUAGUGUUAUAAAAUCCAUUAGUAUUCUGUUUAGUUUGGCAUCAUGUUGGCCAUGGUUUGUUUUGUUUGUUUUUUAUAUUUUCAACUUAAUUUUAUUUGCAGUAUCCUGCAUUUUAUAUUUAUUGGUUGGGAAUAAAAUGUGUGUAUUUCUAGUUAUGAUUCUGUGUCUCCAGUAGAGGGCAACGUUUAGGUUGAAUCCAAGCCUUAAAGCGUAAAGACCGAUAGUGAACUCAACUUGCAUAAAACCACUUUUAGGGUGGAUAACACCAGUGCUUGACUUGGACUCAAAUUGACGCGGUUACUCACUUUUGGAUCUGUUUACAUUCAGGUGCUGGAGCUCCACAACACUUGCUCAAGCAGAAAAACUAUAUGUUUAGCUUAACUGUUGGGACCCAACGUGUCUAUUGAGUGCUUCGGUCAUUUUAUGUAGUCAACUGGAUGAGAAGACCCUCUUAAUCGUCUGAUCCCUCUUGAUGUCAUGACUUCUACUGGCCACCCCUCAGAGUCUGGUUCCUCUUUAGGUUUCUACCUAAUUAUAGACCCUACUAGGGAGUUUUUCCUAGCCGCUGUGCGUAAACUUUUGUUGCUUGCUGUGUGGGUUUUCAUGCUGGGUAUUUGUAAAAGCACUUUCUGACAACUGCUGAUGUAAA